AUGAGAAUAAACAAAGAAAGCUGGAUAAACCACUUCAAAAAAUUACUGAAUGCAGAAGAGGAUUCGACGGAGACAAAAGAAGAAAAUCAUAAGCAAAGGGGAAGAGAGCAAGGAAAUUGGGAAGUAGAGGAGAUAGCGGAGGACGAUUUCUUGAACCGGGACUUUGGAGCAGAAGAAGUGAGACAGGCGCUGAAUAAGAUGAAGACCAAAAAGGCGGCAGGGGAGGACGGAAUAGCCGCCGAAUUCUACAAGAAUUUACCAGCAGAAGCAAUGGGAAUCUCAGAGAGCUUCAAGACAGAAACUGGAGUAAGACAAGGAUGCUCACUGAGUCCAAUACUCUUCAACAUCUUUCUGGAGGACCUGGACGUGACUCUGACCAAGAGAAAGGAAGAAGGAACGGUGAUUGGGAAAACGAAAAUCUUCGUAAUGAAAUUCGCCGAUGAUAUGGUACUUCUGGCAGAGGAGGCGGAAGGUCUGAGACAAAUGCUAAAAACGUUGGAAAAAUACGUUAAGAAGAACAAAAUGGAAGUAAACGUCACAAAAACAAAAAUAAUGGUCUUCAGAAAAGGAGGGAAGCUCAAAAAAGAAGAAUCGAGGAACUUUAAUGGGAAAGAACUCGAAAUUGUCGGAAUUUACAAGUACCUGGGUUUCUGGUUCUCUACGACAGGCACGUACAGCAGGCAAAUGAGAAAUGUGGCAGGAAAAGCUCAAAAAGCUUCAAACGCUGGGUGGGGAGUGAUGAUGAGUAGCAGAAUAAAGGGAUUAAGGAGAAGAGCAUACCUGUUAGACACUUUAGUUAAAUCGGGAUUCAUGUACAGCGUGGAAGUGUGGGGCUGGCAUAACACGAACGAGUGGGAGAAACUUCAAGGAAGGUAUAUGAAGAUGAUAAUGGGAUUGGAUAGACAGACACCUGCUUAUAUAUGCAGGUUGGAAUCGGGGAAGACCAAAGUGGAAGUAGAAGCAAGAAGGAGGGCAGGAAGCUAUUUGCUGGAGAUAAUGGAUAUUGGAGAAGAAAGGUGGCCGAAGGCAUGUCUGCUAGAAGAAAUAAGGGGAUUAGAAAAUAACAAUCCCUCAUAG
This is a messenger RNA of Belonocnema kinseyi, 1077 nucleotides long. RefSeq lists its product as uncharacterized. The record is from RefSeq and is a predicted model, not a curated record. The coding region runs from base 1 to 1077 and encodes 358 amino acids. The transcript has 2 exons. NCBI's taxonomy places the organism in Eukaryota, Metazoa, Arthropoda, Insecta, Hymenoptera, Cynipidae.